Rhododendron vialii is the source of this 1801-nucleotide messenger RNA. RefSeq names its product protein SUPPRESSOR OF K(+) TRANSPORT GROWTH DEFECT 1. NCBI's taxonomy places the organism in Eukaryota, Viridiplantae, Streptophyta, Magnoliopsida, Ericales, Ericaceae. Gene Ontology annotation, biological process: endosomal transport; vacuole organization. The transcript is spliced from 8 exons. Bases 203 to 1510 code for a protein of 435 amino acids. Gene Ontology annotation, molecular function: ATP hydrolysis activity; ATP binding. The record is from RefSeq and is a predicted model, not a curated record.
ACCCGACCAUUCGUUUAUGACCAACACGUACAGCCCAAUCAAAUUUGGUUGGAAAAAAAAAACCCAAUUUGAUUCAAGACUUCAAAUCGAAGAAUCCCCCAUCGAUCUCUGACCUCUUCUCCACCUCCGAUCAAUCUCUCCGAUCAAUCAACCCAGGGUUUCCCCAUUCCAAUCGCGCACACGCACUAUACAUGUGCGAAAGAUGUACAGUAAUUUCAAGGAGCAAGCGAUCGAGUACGUGAAGCAAGCGGUGCAAGAGGACAACGCGGGCAACUACGCCAAGGCCUUCCCUCUGUACAUGAACGCCCUGGAGUACUUCAGGACCCACCUGAAGUACGAGAAGAACCCCAAGAUCAAGGAGGCGAUAACGCAGAAAUUCACCGAGUACCUGCGGCGGGCGGAGGAGAUCAGGGCCGUGCUCGACGAGGGCGGUAGCGGGCCUGGGCCCGCUGCCAACGGGGACGCCGCAGUGGCGGCCCGGCCGAAGACGAAAGGGAAGGACGGGGGAGGAGGGGAGGGGGAGGACGGGGAGCAGGCGAAGCUGAGGGCCGGGUUGAACUCGGCCAUUGUGAGGGAGAAGCCCAAUGUGAAGUGGAAUGACGUGGCGGGCCUCGAGAGCGCGAAGCAGGCGUUGCAGGAGGCGGUUAUAUUGCCGGUUAAAUUCCCACAGUUCUUUGUUGGCAAGAGGCGACCAUGGAGGGCUUUUCUUUUGUAUGGUCCACCUGGAACAGGGAAGUCAUACCUAGCCAAGGCUGUCGCAACUGAAGCAGACUCUACCUUUUUCAGUAUUUCUUCAUCCGACCUUGUUUCUAAGUGGAUGGGUGAAAGUGAAAAGCUAGUCUCAAACCUUUUCCAAAUGGCUCGUGAUAGUGCACCUUCAAUCAUCUUUGUUGAUGAAAUAGAUUCCUUAUGUGGCCAGCGUGGAGAAGGCAAUGAGAGUGAAGCUUCCAGACGUAUUAAGACAGAACUUCUUGUGCAGAUGCAGGGUGUAGGACACAAUGAUGACAAAGUUCUGGUUCUUGCAGCAACAAAUACUCCCUAUGCUUUGGAUCAGGCCAUUCGGCGUCGGUUUGACAAGCGCAUUUAUAUCCCCCUUCCUGACGUGAAGGCACGACAACACAUGUUCAAAGUGCAUUUAGGAGAUACCCCUCACAACUUGACGGAAAGUGACUUCGAACACUUGGCUCGUAAAACAGAAGGUUUUUCUGGUUCAGAUAUUGCCGUCUGUGUCAAGGAUGUCCUCUUUGAACCUGUACGGAAAACCCAAGAUGCAAUGUUUUUCAUAAAGACCCCUAGUGAUACAUGGAUUCCAUGUGGACCGAAACAACCAGGUGCUGUCCAGACCACCAUGCAGGAUCUUGCUGCACAAGGACUUGCUUCAAAGAUCACUCCACCACCCAUUUCUAGAACGGAUUUUGACAAGGUCCUUGCAAGGCAGAGGCCAACUGUGAGCAAAGGCGACCUUGGGGUUCACGAGAGAUUCACAAAGGAGUUUGGAGAGGAAGGGUGAUGGAAAACGGAUGCACAUUGACUCAUUCCUGCAAUUUGUGUAGUUGCUGUCGAUUUGUAUUUUAUACAUUGCUGCUGGAUGUGGAGAGAUGUAUUAAUCUAAUCUAAAGCAUCUUCAAUUAAAAAGGUGAUACGACUUUAGCUUUUUCUUCUGUAUUGAGAGGGAAACCGAGGUCGGAUACUUUUUAAACAUUCUUGUUUUAUUUGAUGUAGAACAGGGUGUUAAGAAUAUUGCCUCACAAUGUUGCCAACAAAGAUGUGUAUGAAAUGGUAGUUGCCUUUCUAUUUGGAA